UGAUAAUUUACACGGGUGUAAUCUGUGAGAGUCUUGCAAAUAUGACGUUUAGACAACCAUCACCUAUUCCGUUAAUUUUGUUCUUCGCGCUAUUUUACGUUUCUCAAAUACAAUGUACACACUUCUCAUGCGAAAUCCUAAAACCGUGGCAAAUGAGGUUAGGGAGUACAAUAUAUAUCCCUGAAAAUUCCACAACUCCAUUUGAAAUACGAGCCAAUUUUACUUGUAAAUAUCAGUUUUUCGUCCCAAAAGGGACGUAUCUUCGACUAUCAGUAAUAAAUUCAUUACUUGAUAAGGAUUACAUCGAGUUUGCAGACUCCGUUGGAUAUGUUAGGAACCUUACGGUAUCGAAUAUUGCAAACGAAGAAUUAUUUGCAACAUCUGGAUAUGGCUACGUUAAAAUAGGAGCAGGGCCGCAGGGAAGGUCUCAAGCGUUGCUGGUUUUUCAAUGGCUGAAAAUGCCAAUUUCCACGAUGACUAUGAAUUUGCGAAAAAAUGAAAGUGGAACAAAUGUGGAUUGUAUGGCAAUUCAGCAGAAUCCUAUCACUUUUACAGCAGCCGAAGGGGAAAAGAUUGCGCUGAACAUUGCCCACUCAGCAUUCAUGCUUGACAGCUUCGAUAGUUAUUUCGUUUUUGAUGGACCGGAUACAGACAGUCCAGUUGUUGGAAGAAUGACCAAUCACGCGGUUGUCCCAUUCAUUCCAUCCAAUCAGUCUGUAACAAUUGUUGGUCUCACGAAACAAGUUGUCUACUCGAAUAUUAUUGCAAAUAUCGCUUCUAACAUUGCCGGAUAUCGAAAAUAUCAGGCUGCAGUUAUAAUAGACCAAUAUGGACGACAGAUGUAUGCCAUAAAUCAAACAAUUGCAUUUACGUUUAUUGCAAAAGAUGGGAAUCAACUAUACAUAACUUCGUUGAAGUUUAAUGAAAUUGAAGAUGAAAAAUGUGAAAUGAGAAUUAUCAGUGGGACCCCAUCGCCGGUUUCAAGACGACUUCUCACUUACACGCCGCUGUCCCAAUUAGAUAUCAGUUUUCCGCAACAGCUCCCCGCAUCACAAUUCACUGUAGAACUCACUGAUUGCUCAGUUUACAUGAUUCUUUCAAAAAACAUGCCAGCAAAUUUCUACAUGGCAAAUGACGAGCGCAUCGGCUAUGUGUUCACUCCAAGCUUUCUAGACGAUUUUCAGACGCCUGUUUUGAAUUUUACACUGAGUAGCAAUGAGUCUCGGCAUUUCUCUACAACUGUAGAGUCAGUGACAGUUUAUCAGAAUCAACUUUUGGCAAUUAACGUUUACAACUCAAAGGGAUAUUCCGCAAUGAGCACCAUAAUAACCGGAAAUCAAACAGGUGGCUCUGCGGAAGGAAUCGGAACAUCAGUGAAUAUCGAUUUCUCCGGAUCCGUGUCAAAAGGCCAAGCAAAAAUACGGUAUCAUAUUUCAAAGAUCUCAGGCCCAAUCACUGGCUACUCCUUCAUUAUUUAUUUUGCUGCUCUUGCUCUCUCCAUUGGACACCUCCAUUAGCAGAUGUUUUUUUGUUCUCCACCUACUAACAUAACUAUCGACCGAAUUCUGUUUCCUCUUUCUUUUCCGCACCGUUUUUGUAUUGUUUGUUUUGCACUAUGCUGUCAUAUAUACCGUUCGAAUACAAGAGAGUCGCCAGACAAAACGAAUAAAACACAUUUGGUU
Caenorhabditis elegans is the source of this 1682-nucleotide messenger RNA. It is a transcript of the gene C14C11.4, whose product is annotated as CUB-like domain-containing protein. Bases 42 to 1517 code for a protein of 491 amino acids. The transcript is spliced from 14 exons. NCBI's taxonomy places the organism in Eukaryota, Metazoa, Nematoda, Chromadorea, Rhabditida, Rhabditidae. The record is from RefSeq and is marked reviewed.